AUGAAAGUUGCUCUUCUCUUUUCUCAAGUUCAUACGAAUUUCCGGGUACCUGAAUUGCAAGGAAUAUGUGAUGCCCUCGAGUUAGACUUCGAUUAUUCGCAAGUGAAUACUGAGCAACAUAUAUUUAUCGUCGAUGGUCAUGCCGAGAGCGAUAUUGUGCAACUCCUUUCCCGAUCCGUUUUGCUGAAAUCUGCUUACGAACAUAUGUACUCGGCUGGCACAUACGAAGAACUGUAUAGCCAAAUCCUGCUCCGAAAAGAAGACUUCGAGAGGUAUGAUCACAACGAGCAGUCAUUUUGCGUAAAAGUACGCCCCACAGGAAGGAAGAAAGGCAUCAAUUGCUUAAAGACUGCAGAGGAAGUUGCAGCUGUUUUACCUCUCGAUGUUGCUCCUGUGGAGUUGGUAGAUCCACUCAACACCUUCACUGUAUUAGAGGAAUAUCAGGGACCGCAUGAUGUCAAGCCUAAACGUUUGAUCUUUGGCAGACUUAUAGGUCAUGGACAAUUUAAGUUGAAGUCCUUUUACGAUAUCAAGAAAAGACGUUACAUUGGGAAUACCACAAUGGAUCCUGAGCUAGCUUUUAUACAGAACAACAUCUCUUCUGUCAAAGCUCACGAUCUCGUUUUGGAUCCUUUUAUGGGUACAGCUGGUCUUCUUUUACCAGCAGCACAUUUUGGAGCUUACGUAGUCGGCACUGAAAUCAACUACCAAAUUGCGAAAGCCAUAGGAAAAUCUUCUCGACACGAUGUCGUAAUGCGCUCGAGGGAAGAGAGUGUACGAGCUAAUUUCGAGCAGUACGGUACGGAGGGCCGAUAUCUGUCAGGACUGCUUGCUGACGCCAGCUGGCAUGACUUAUGGGCGAGGCCUAUAUUCAACGCGAUAGUCACUGACCCUCCUUAUGGGAUACGAGAGAAGGGUCGAAAAAUUGGAAAGAAGCCGAGGAAAGAUCACUGGACAUUGCCGGGCAGUGAGCAUGAAGCUCAUUUCCCCGAGAAGGCCCCUUACUCCUUGGAAAGAACUUUUACGGAUCUAUGCGAUCUUGCCGCCGCCGUAUUAACUAUCGGAGGAAAGUUAUCCUUUUGGUUUCCCGUCAUAUUGGAAAGCUACUCAGAGGCUUGCCUGCCUUAUCAUCCUGCGCUGGAACUUAUAUCAAACUGUGAGCAACGUCUUUCCUUAAAGGCGAGCAGACGUCUUCUUACAUAUCGAAAAUUCCGAGAACCUACAACGAAUGAUCGUGCAUAUUAUCCUGCCAACCACUAUGAAAAUGGAACAUUUAGGGAUGCUAUUUUCACACAAAAACGGAUCUCAUGAUUUUCACUCAUCUGUUGUAUUCUUGAUUUGUCUGUUGUGAUUGUUGAAAUGCUCCAUGUUUUCAAAUGCUACGAUAAUAAAUCUGGCAGUACUGGCAUUCAAUUGUUGGUUGGUAAGCGUUUAUUAGAGUGUCAUCGUAAUGGCCGUAAAUCGCCUAAAAUCAGG
Molecule: messenger RNA, 1476 nt
Organism: Cylicocyclus nassatus
Lineage: Eukaryota; Metazoa; Nematoda; Chromadorea; Rhabditida; Strongylidae
Source: the annotation of a GenBank genome assembly